CUCUUUUAUCACCGUCUUCAUUCACACCAUCCGAUUUUUCACCUUCAAUCCCAAAAACCCUAUCAAUCCUCUUUCUUCCUCCAAGCUUAUCCCGUGAACAACAAUGGCGGAUACAUCUCAUCUCGAGAAGAUGGGAAGAGAGCUUAAAUGUCCCAUCUGUUUGAGCUUAUUUGAUUCUGCCGCAUCUCUUACAUGCAAUCAUGUUUUCUGCAAUUCAUGUAUUCGCAAAUCGAUGAGAUCAGGUUCCAGCUGUCCAGUUUGUAAAGUGCCUUAUCAGCAUCGAGAAAUUCGCCCUGCUCCUCAUAUGGAUAAUCUAGUUAACAUAUACAAGAGCAUGGAAGUUGCUUCAGGGCUUAACCUCUUUGUCUCUCAAAAUGGUCCCUCAACCAAAUUGGCAGAAAUGCAGACUGGACAAACAACUCCUGAGGUUGUGAAGUUUCAAAAAAUGAAAGGUGCAAGCCCUACAUCAUCAAAACCAAAAUCAAAAAGUUCUGGUCGCGACAGAAGAAAAUCUUCAUUUCCCACAAAUAAAAGGGUCCAAGUGCCUCAGUCUCCAGACACUGAAACUCCAUUAAGGCAAGAAAAAGAUAUAAUUGAUCAAAACAAGUUGGUCAAGAAAAAUUGUUCAGCUUUUCAUAGUGAACAUCCACUUUCAACUGUGAAGGAAAACCAACACAUGUCACCUUUCUUCUGGGUGCGAGAAGAAGACGAAAGAUCAAGUCAACAGACUGAUAUGGAUCAGUUGACAUGUACCCCAGCAAAAGUCCCUUCUUUUAGUGAUCUAAAAGAUUCAGAUGAUGAUAAAUCCCCUGAAAUAUCCACGGAAGAGAAAAUGCACAGCAAGCGCAAUGUAGAUUUCUUUGACAGCGAAAUGUUUGAAUGGACACAAAGAGCAUGCUCUCCCGAACUUUGUUCCAGCCCCUUUAAAAAGCAGGUUCAAGAUACAGAAGGUGAUGAGAUGCUUGGACAGAAACUGGAAGGAGUCUCGAUCGACGGCACUGCCAAUAAAGAAUUGAACAUAGAACAGCAGGGAAAUGUCAGUUCCCAAGAAAAGAAUAAUAUCACAAAUGAUGAGCUUCACAAUUAUGCCCAUCCUGAAAAAAGUGAAGAUAGCUUAAAUAGACGUCAAAUACCUCACAAGAGGGGCAAAAAACUAUGCAAGACAAAUAAACACAAAGGCCGAAAGCACAAGGAGGUAGGAGAGGGCCACGAUGAUCAAAUAACGCCUGGUAAUGAAAUUGUUUCAGGGAGUUCAGAAGUAGCUGUUACUUCUAAGACUAAACUUGUUCAAUCGCUUUAUGCAAAGUUGAUGGAUGAAGUUCUCGAUCAUGCUGUUACCGACCUCCCUUCUGCUUCAGGGAGUAAAAAAGGUAUUAACAAAAGCAAGAAACUUGAAGUGACAAAGCGGAGCUUUAGCAGCAUUGAUCACAUACACAAACAAGUCUCAGUAAAAAGGAAGAAGCAGAUAAAGAAUCUUGCCCAGCCUCAUAUCACCAGAGAACAAUCCAAUUUAUCUAUUGAAAUGAUGCUUGAAGAACCUUGCAGAACUGUAAAUGAAUCUAAUGGUUGCAUCCCCAGUCAUAAAUCAAAGGAAAUUGGUCAGUUAGCACCUGUGCUCAAACAAAAACUUUCUCUAAAUGAUAUAAUUACAGAAAAGGUUGAUGAGCGAGUUGAAAAUUUUCAUCCAAGGGCCGCAGCACAAGAUAAAUCGAGUAGUGUUAAAGAGAGAUCUAAUAAUGGUAAUCCAGGAACUUCCCCUGAAAACGGAAAAAUCCAACACCGCAAAGACUUGCCAGCUUUGCGCAAAUGUGACACAAUUUCCAUCAAGUGUGCCUUUUGUCACUCAACUACAGAGAGUGAGGAUUCUGGGGAGAUGAUACACUAUUCUGAAGGUAGACCAGUUGCAGCAAGUCAUGCUGGGGGUUUAGUCAUCCAUUCACACAAACACUGCACUGAAUGGGCCCCUAAUGUUUACUUUGAAGAGAACAUCGCGGUUAACCUUGAGCAAGAAUUAACAAGAAGCCGUAAGAUUAAGUGCUCUUUGUGUGGGGUGAAAGGAGCAGCUCUGGGUUGUUAUGAGAAGAGUUGUCGCAAAAGCUUUCAUGUCCCUUGUGCCAAGAAGCUAAAAGAGUGUCGUUGGGAUACUGAUCACUUUGUCAUAUUAUGUCCUCAUCAUGCUUCUUCAAAAUUACCCUGUGAAUUGAUGAUGCCACAAGCUAGAAAACGAAAAUGUAAUCCGAAGUGGAGCCAAAGACCUCAAGUUGCAGCUACUAAUAUAAAGAAGUGGAAUUGUUGUCGGUCAUCUGAGAAAAUAGUCCUCUGUUGUUCAGCUCUUGUUGCCACAGAGAAGGAAGCUGUUUCUGAAUUAGCAAAGUCCUCAGGAGCUGUGCUAUCGGCAAGCUGGAAUCCAAGUGUCACCCAUGUUAUCGCAUCGACGAAUGAGAAAGGAGCAUGUAAGAGAACACUUAAAGUUAUGAUGGGGAUCCUAGAAGGAAAAUGGAUAUUAAGUAUCAAAUGGGUUCAAGAGUGUAAUAAGGCCAUGAAACUAGUUGAUGAGACUCCUUAUGAAAUCACUUGUGACAUUCACGGGGUUCAGAAUGGCCCUUGUUUAGGAAGACUAAGACUUCUGAAUAAGCAACCAAAGCUCUUUGCUGGAUUCAAUUUCUAUUUCUCUGGAGAUUUCGAACCUUCAUACAAAGGCUAUUUACAAGACCUUGUGACUGCUGCUGGAGGAACUGUACUACACAGGAAGCCAAUCGUAAAAACUCAAGGAAUCAAAACACCUUCGUCCUCACCAUCAACCGUCAUAAUCUACAGCAUUGAGCUGCCUGCUAACUGUGAUCUCCGAAAGGAAGAUAUGAUUCUUGAUCACAGGCGAUCUGACGCAGAAGCUCUUGCAAUUGCAAGUGGAGCAAAACUCGGCAACAAUUCAUGGCUCCUGAACUCCAUAGCUGGGCAUAAGCUACAAGAUUUGUGAAUGACAUGAUUGAUUCUUUGUUGUGGGAAACGGGUUAGCGGCGUUACAUAGCUUGUUGGCUUUGCAUGCUGAAUUUUUUGGGAGGAAGUUGGAUCCAAAAGGAGUUCGCUUUAUGG
Molecule: messenger RNA, 3093 nt
Organism: Amaranthus tricolor (Joseph's coat)
Lineage: Eukaryota; Viridiplantae; Streptophyta; Magnoliopsida; Caryophyllales; Amaranthaceae
Product: protein BREAST CANCER SUSCEPTIBILITY 1 homolog
Exons: 15
Coding region: 104-2977 (957 amino acids)
Biological process (GO): negative regulation of fatty acid biosynthetic process; positive regulation of transcription by RNA polymerase II; double-strand break repair via homologous recombination
Cellular component (GO): BRCA1-BARD1 complex; plasma membrane; BRCA1-A complex
Molecular function (GO): ubiquitin-protein transferase activity
Source: RefSeq, a predicted model, not a curated record